This is a messenger RNA of Acanthopagrus latus (yellowfin seabream), 1231 nucleotides long. It is a transcript of the gene cplx4a, whose product is annotated as complexin 4a. Bases 1 to 480 code for a protein of 159 amino acids. Gene Ontology annotation, molecular function: syntaxin binding. Lineage: Eukaryota; Metazoa; Chordata; Actinopteri; Spariformes; Sparidae. The record is from RefSeq and is a predicted model, not a curated record. The transcript is spliced from 3 exons. Gene Ontology annotation, biological process: regulation of neurotransmitter secretion; neurotransmitter transport; synaptic vesicle exocytosis. Gene Ontology annotation, cellular component: terminal bouton; SNARE complex.
AUGGCUUUCUUGAUCAAGAGCAUGAUUGGGAACCCCCUGUCAGGAAUGGGUCUUGGUGGUGGAGGUGACAAAGAAGAGGAGGCCACCCCCUCAGAUCCAGCCAAAGCAGCAGGGAUGACACGCGAGGAGUAUGAAGAGUACCAAAAACAGUUGGUGGAGGAGAAGAUGGAGAGAGAUGCCGAAUUCUUAAACAAGAAGGCAGAGAGGGCGACGCUGAGGGUGUGUCUGAGAGAAAAGUACAGGCUGCCAAAGAGCGAGCAGGACGAGAACAUGAUCGAGAUGGCCGGGGACGACGUGGACGUGCCCGAGGAGCUGCUCAAGAUGGUGGACGAGGACGCCACGGAGGAGGAGGGCAAGGAGUCCAUCAUGGGCCAGUUUCAAAACUUGCAGAACAUGGACAUGGACCAGCUGAAGGAGAAGGCCUCGGCCACCGUCACCGAGCUGAAGAGCAAAGCGGAGGAGAAGUGCUCCGUCAUGUGAACGGUCGCCUGUGUGCGACGAGGAGGAAGAACAGAAGAAGACGAGAGGAUGAAUCUGCAGAGUGAAACCGCCUACGAAGUAUUAAAGCACUAAAAAAAAUAAAAAGGCACAUCAUCUUAAAAAAAAAAUGAAGCCCAGCCACUUACCAGUCUCCUUACACUGACGGAUAAACGUUUCUCCUGUUAGCUUGUUACUGCAACACACUGAAAAUACUUUAAAUUAAAACCAGGGUGCCCCCAUCUCUCCCACACUUUCUUUAGAUCAAUUAUGUAGAAAAGUGAUUUUCCUGGUCAAAAUCGUGCCUCUCACCGGCACAGGCCACCAAACGUCUCAACGAUUUUGAUUAUUUGUGAGAAAAUGUUCUGUUUGUUGUAAAAAGAGACACUUGAAGUCUCUAAAAGUGUGAUUUUUCAGUCAGAUAAACAAAAAUAUAUCAAGACUUGGUCAAAAAAAUACCUUAUUUAAGUCACAAAAUUCAACCCUGUCUGAGUGUUUGAACUUUCCUGUUGGUUUGCUGAUUAUUCUAGAUUUAUUAUUUAUUUAUUUAUUUUGUAUGUGUUGUUUGAUGAUAUGUAGACUGUUCUCUUCUUUUGGUUGUUGUUACAGAGCAGAGGGUCGUCGCAACCUUUUGAAUUCCACCACAUACACACUUUAAUCGUCAUAAAAACGAGCCUGAAACAUUCGCAGAUUUCUACAAAAUACUGAAUUUUAAAAAGUGUAUUCGAACAAUGUACAUAAACACAGAAAUAUA